AUGACUGCACUGGAUGUCGUUGUUAUUAGCCCUUCCACCAAGCAUGUGGUUUCCACUGCUGAGCCUGUGCCUAUGCCGCGGCUCGCAAUGUCGGUUUCUUGUAUACCUUCAAACAAGGCACCGUUGAAUACGCCGCCGCUCUCCCCAUCACCAUGGCGGGACGUUGCUGCUCGUAAAUGUGAAGACCGGGCAUCUCGCCUCCGAGUAUACUCAGAAUGGAGCUUGGGAGCCGACCUUCCAUCUUCUUCGCAGAAGAACGUUGUCUCUCUGGUACAUACACGACUCACUCAAAGAGAAAGAUCUUUCCUGGCUCUUGACGUCACUAGCUUAGCUGGUCGGCUCGCUACCGGAGACUGCACAUCCGUCGAGGUCACCACUGCCUUUUGCAAAGCUGCUUAUGCUGCACAGGAGCUUACGAAUUGCCUAACCGAAAUUAUGUUUACCCAAGCACUGGUUCGCGCACAGGAGCUCGAUGAUCAUCUCGCAGAGACGGGUCAAGUGGUCGGGCCCCUCCAUGGCGUCCCCGUCAGCAUAAAGGACCAUAUUUUGGUCAAGGGUGAGGAUACCGCGACAGGCUACAUCGCAUGGGCUGGCCGGACUAUCUCCGACAGAGAUGCAUGCGUCGUCCAAAUUUUGCGGGCGGCCGGUGCAGUGAUUUAUGUAAAAACAGCCAACCCCCAAUCACUCUUAUGUCUGGAGACAUCGAAUAACAUUUAUGGCUAUACCUCUAAUCCAUUCAAUCGCGAUUUAUCCCCCGGUGGGAGCAGCGGUGGAGAGGGCGCCCUCAUCGCUUGCCGCGGGAGUCUGAUGGGAGUUGGGACAGAUAUAGGAGGGUCUAUAAGGUAUGCGGAUGAUCAAGCUUGGUCCGGUCUGUAUGGAUUCAAGCCUUCUGUCGCCCGUAUGCCUCAUACCGGGCUGCUCGGAUCCCACGAUGGUAUGGACAACAUCGUCGGCGUUGUAGGGCCAUUGGCGCAUUCUGCCAGGGACCUCGAGCUUUUUUGUAGGGUUAUGGCUCAAUAUGAGUCUUGGACUCUCGAACACCAAGUUCUGAACAUACCAUGGAACCAGGCUGUUGCACAGAGCCGGGGAGAGGGCUUGCCUAAACGUUUAGUUAUUGGUAUACUCAAUGAUGAUGGCGUGGUUGCACCUCAUCCACCAAUCACGGCUCAACUCCAGAAGACCCGGGCCGCACUAUUGGCUGCUGGCCACGAGGUAAUUGAUUGGAUGCCGAUGGAACACCAAGAAGCAUGGGACCUGAUAGUCAAACUUUAUCUCCUUGACGGAGGUAAGGAGUACCGGGAAACCUUGGCGGAAUCUGGCGAACCAGCGAUGCCACUUGUUGAGUGGAUGCUGUCACAUGCCGCCGGCAGGCCUUCAUACCCAGUCGAUCAAACCUGGGCCCUAAAUGUUGCUCGAGAGCAAUUCCGUGCGCGGGGACUCCGACACUGGAAUGCUAGCGCGGCUCGCUCGGAACAAGGCCGUGCAUUCGAUGCAGUCCUCUGCCCGGUUGCCCCGACGCUCGCGCCACCUCAUGACACCACACGGUGGUGGGGGUACUCCUCGUAUUGGAAUUUACUAGAUCUCCCAGCAGUGGUAUUCCCAUCGGGGAAGCCUCUUGAUGCCGCCACGUGGGAUCGUUCGCGAGAAGCGGCUCUGCCCGGGGCACGAAAUACGGUUGAAGAGUUUGUCCGCAAUCAAUGGGAUCCUAGUACGUAUAACGGAGCACCCGUUUCAUUGCAGCUCGUGGGAAGACGUUUGCACGAAGAAAAGGUCCUUGCGAUACUCAACGUUGUUGAGGACGCAGUUGCACGAUUUGAAAACGCAGGAUCAAAGGCCCUUGAGUCUUAA
Rhizoctonia solani is the source of this 1848-nucleotide messenger RNA. RefSeq names its product amidase. The transcript has 6 exons. Lineage: Eukaryota; Fungi; Basidiomycota; Agaricomycetes; Cantharellales; Ceratobasidiaceae. The record is from RefSeq and is a predicted model, not a curated record. Bases 1 to 1848 code for a protein of 615 amino acids.